Cynara cardunculus var. scolymus (artichoke) is the source of this 1551-nucleotide messenger RNA. Its product is annotated as beta-Amyrin Synthase 2-like. The record is from RefSeq and is a predicted model, not a curated record. Gene Ontology annotation, biological process: triterpenoid biosynthetic process. Lineage: Eukaryota; Viridiplantae; Streptophyta; Magnoliopsida; Asterales; Asteraceae. The transcript has 14 exons. Gene Ontology annotation, cellular component: lipid droplet. Gene Ontology annotation, molecular function: beta-amyrin synthase activity.
CUCCCUUCCUUCCUUCCCAUGCAUCCAGCAAAGAUGUGGUGUUACUGUAGGCUGGUAUACAUGCCUAUGUCGUACCUAUACGGGAGAAGAUUUGUGGGUCCAAUCUCUCCUCUUGUUUUACAGCUUCGGGAUGAACUUUAUGCACAGCCCUACGAUAAAAUCAACUGGAAAUGUAYAAGACAUUUGUGUGCAAAGGAGGACCUAUACUACCCCCAUUCUUCACUACAAGAUUUAAUGUGGGAUAGCCUCUAUAUAUUCACCGAGCCUCUCCUAACUCACUGGCCAUUUAACAAAUUACGUGAGAAAGCACUCAAAACAACAAUGAAGCAUAUCCAUUAUGAAGAUGAGAAUAGCCGAUAUAUCACCAUUGGUGCAGUGGAGAAGGCACUGUGCAUGCUUUCAUGUUGGGUUGAGGAUCCAAAUGGGGUCUGCUUUAAAAARCACCUUGCCCGAAUCCCUGAUUAUAUCUGGGUUGCUGAAGAUGGAAUGAAAAUGCAGAGUUUUGGCAGUCAGGGGUGGGAUGCAACUUUUGCACAUCUUGAAUUACUAACUAUAGAUAAACCCGAGUUUCUUGUAGUUAUUGGACUUCUUCUUGAUUAAUUAACUCUUAUGUAGGUUAAGGAUAAUCCUUCUGGUGACUUUAGAAGCAUGCAUCGCCAUAUUUCUAAAGGGUCAUGGACCUUUUCAGAUCAUGACCAUGGAUGGCAAGUUUCCGAUUGUACUGCUCAAGGAUUAAAGUGUUKCCUUCUAUUGUCAAUGAUGCCGCCAGAAAUUGUUGGCAAGAAGAUGGAGCUUGAGCAACUCAACAAUGCUGUUAACGUAAUACUUUCCAUGCCGAGCAAAAAUGGUGGGCUACCAGCAUGGGAACCCGCAGGAUCAUCAAAAUGGUUGGAGAUUCUCAAUCCUACAGAAYUCUUUGUUAACAUUGUUGUUGAGCAUGAGUACAUUGAAUGCACAUCAACAGUAAUACAGGCCUUGGCAUUGUUUAAGAAGUCAUACCCUGAACAUAGGGUUAAAGAAAUAGAUAGUCUCCUCACCAAUGCAGGUGAAUACAUUGAGAAAAUGCAGAUGUCAGAUGGUUCAUGGUAUGGAGACUGGGGUGUGUGUUUUACRUACGCUACCUGGUUUGCUCUUGGAGGACUGGAAGCAAUCGGGAAAACAUAUGAAAMUUGUCAGGCAAUCAAUAAAGCUGUCAAUUUUCUGCUAAAAACACAGCUAGAGGAUGGUGGUUGGGGAGAAAGCUACCGAUCUUGCACAGAAAAGAAAUAUGUGCCUCUAGAAGGAGGCCGGUCCAACUUGAUACAAACUGCAUGGGCUAUGAUGGGGUUGAUACAUACUCAACAGGCGGAAAGAGACCCUACACCUUUACACAGAGCAGCUAAGUUGUUGAUCAACUCCCAGAUGAAAAAUGGCGAUUUCCCCCAACAGGAAACAUCUGGAGCUUUCAAACAAAACUGUUUGUUGCACUACGCAUUAUACAGGGAUAUAUUCCCAAUGUGGGCUCUAGCUGCUUACCGUAAGCAGGUGCUCCCACAACCCACAACCAUCUAG